GAAAAAGAAGAAGAAGAAGAAGGACCUUGAGCGACAGAUGGAAGCAAAUAUCAGGCGUGAAACCGAGGCUGAAGUUCAGAAGGAUGUAGCCACUAGUUCAUCACGAUCCUAUACCGAGGCAGAGAAGAGAUUUUUAGAGCGAAAAAGAAAAAUGGAAGCUGAGCGCAUCUUGAAGAAAGCUAGCUUGACACACAAGGAAAAAGUGGAAGAAUUUAACAGACAUUUGGAUUCUCUUACUGAACACUUCGAUAUUCCCAAAGUAUCAUCAAGUGAAGUGGGAAGAAUUAUAUAUACAUUUUUUUUUACAAUUAUAUUUUUGUUUCUUUCCCAAUUUUUCCCCUUAUGCUCCUGGUAAUAUUGGGAAAAAAGGUAACUAUUGAGUAAUUAUUAUUAUUUUUUUUUUGCAAAUUCAUUUUAUUCAUCCUUUUAAUUGUUAGUUUCAUAUUCACAGUUAUGCAAUAGAUAAAAAGGGACAAGGCAAAUAGAAGCCCAAUGUGUAUAUUCUGUUCAUUGUAUGAUGUAUUGAGAAAAGGAAUAUUUUUCAGGUACCACUGAAGAUUUUAACUAAGUUGGAUGUAAUAAAAGCAAAAAUGUA
This is a messenger RNA of Penaeus vannamei (Pacific white shrimp), 595 nucleotides long. NCBI's taxonomy places the organism in Eukaryota, Metazoa, Arthropoda, Malacostraca, Decapoda, Penaeidae. The record is from RefSeq and is a predicted model, not a curated record.